UAUAACAUUUUUUUUUUAUAACAGCACUAUAACAUUUAAUUGUUACUCAAAUGAAGAGAUUUCCUUACUAGAUAAUGAUCAUCAUAUGAAAGUCGACGUCUUACUCCAGGAUCAAAUAUGCUGGUUUUAUAAAUUGCAGAGACCUUUUCUCUUUUAAUAAUCAAAUCGGAAAAAUCAUUUUAUUUUGGUACAUAAAUAGGAAAGAAUCAUGAAAGAAAGGAAAGGGAGAUUUUCUGAAUUGGACUCCCGAAUUUCCGUGCAGAGCUAGGCAGGCCCAAGAAGAGCAAAAAGCCCACUUACUUCCCGCCAAACCCCAAAAAAGUUCUGUUUCUAACCAAAACCCUUAAUUCCUCUCUUCUCCUCUUUAAACCCUCUCUUCCUCCCCAAAUUUCUCAUCCACUCCCGCCACCCUAAAACCCUAACAAAAGACAUUCCUGGAGAGAUUAGCUUCCGCCGGAGCCGGAAAAUGGACCCAAAGGCCGUGAAAUCCGACCUCGUCCUAAUCCUCGACUAUGGCUCGCAAUAUACCCACCUCAUCACUCGCCGGAUUCGCGCUCUCAACACCUUCUCGCUCUGCAUUUCCGGCACCUCCACCCUCGACGCCAUCACUUCCCUGAACCCGAAGGUCGUCAUUCUGUCCGGGGGCCCGCACUCCGUCCACACGGCCGACUCGCCCAGCUUCCCUAAUGGGUUUGUGGACUGGGCGCUGGAAAACGGCGUUUUCGUGCUGGGGAUCUGCUACGGGCUGCAGCUGAUUGUGCAGAAGCUGGGAGGGGAAGUGAGGGUUGGGACGGAGCAGGAGUAUGGGAAGAUGGAGAUUGAAGUAGUGGGGAAUUCGGGUAUUUUCGGGAAUAAGAAGAUCGGGGAUAAGCAGGUGGCUUGGAUGAGCCACGGCGACGAGGCUGCUCGGUUGCCGGAAGGCUUUGAUUUGGUGGCCAAGAGCCAGCAAGGGGGAGUUGCGGCUCUUGAAAAUCGGGAAAAGAGGUUUUACGGGUUGCAGUAUCACCCGGAGGUGUCUCAUUCGCCGGAGGGCAUGGACACAUUACGGCAUUUCCUGUUUGAUAUUUGUGGAGUGGCAGCUGGUUGGAACAUGGAAGAUGUCUCGGCGGAAGAGAUAAAGGCGAUUAAAGGAACAGUGGGUCCUGAAGAUCAUGUGAUUUGUGCUUUAUCUGGUGGUGUUGAUUCCACAGUUGCUGCAACACUGGUUCAUAAGGCAAUCGGUCAUAGGCUUCAUUGCAUUUUUGUUGACAAUGGUCUAUUGAGGUAUAAGGAGAGAGAACGAGUGAUGGAAACAUUUGAGAAGGAUCUUCAUCUCCCUGUUACUUGUGUCGAUGCUUCGGAACAGUUUCUUAGUCAUUUGAAGGGCGUGACAGAUCCCGAGAUGAAAAGGAAGAUAAUUGGGAGGGAAUUCAUUAACAUCUUUGAUGUUUUUGCCCAUGAUUUGGAGCAAAAGCUAGGGACGAAACCUGCUUACCUUGUCCAAGGAACUUUGUAUCCAGAUGUCAUUGAAUCUUGCCCACCUCCUGGCUCAGGAAGAACUCACUCACACACAAUCAAGAGUCAUCAUAAUGUUGGAGGACUCCCGAAGGACAUGAAGUUGAAGCUCAUUGAGCCUCUUAAGCUUCUAUUUAAAGAUGAGGUCCGCGAGUUAGGAAGGAUCUUAGAUGUUCCUGUGGGAUUCCUGAAGCGUCACCCUUUCCCUGGGCCUGGUCUUGCAGUAAGAGUGUUGGGUGAUGUAACUCAGGGCAAUGCCUUGGAUGUCCUACGCCAGGUGGAUGAGAUUUUCAUCCAGUCCAUCAAGGAUGCUGGACUUUACGAUACCAUUUGGCAAGCUUUUGCAGUUUUCCUGCCUGUGAGAACUGUUGGAGUUCAAGGGGAUCAAAGAACACAUUCUCAUGUCGUUGCCCUUAGAGCCGUUACAAGUCAAGAUGGAAUGACAGCCGAUUGGUAUUACUUUGAACACAAGUUCCUGGAUGAUGUUUCCCGCAAAAUCUGCAACAGUGUACGCGGAGUGAACCGAGUUGUUCAAGAUAUUACAUCAAAGCCUCCAUCAACAAUUGAGUGGGAGUGAUGCCAACCUCAGGCGGUAAAGGUUUGGGGGGAGAAAUUUGACUAGUAAGGUCUCACGGAUGUGUAGAGUAGUGAUGACUGAUGAGGUUAUCUGGUUGCCAUAUUUAUGUCCCUAAAAGGGGUUAUUUUGGGCUGGGGGCUUUUGCAAGUGAGGAAGAGUGGGGUGAGUGAACGAUGGUUCACAAGGCCUGGUUCUUAUUUAUGCUGAUUGAACCCAAGUUUGCAGAGUUUUUGUACCUCUCUUCUUUUGUUUUGCUUUUUCUUGAGCGGAUGAACUUAAGGGGAAAUAUAAUUUUCCUUGAUGCUUAUAGCUAGACCUUCGUUCGAAAUUAAGACGUCGCAAUUAUCGACUAUUUGACGUGUCCAGUUAGUGUGCUGAAUCAACAUAAGAGCUGAUG
This is a messenger RNA of Linum trigynum, 2468 nucleotides long. The record is from the annotation of a GenBank genome assembly. Lineage: Eukaryota; Viridiplantae; Streptophyta; Magnoliopsida; Malpighiales; Linaceae.